Molecule: messenger RNA, 3852 nt
Organism: Hylaeus volcanicus
Lineage: Eukaryota; Metazoa; Arthropoda; Insecta; Hymenoptera; Colletidae
Product: vacuolar protein sorting-associated protein 11 homolog
Exons: 20
Coding region: 42-3425 (1127 amino acids)
Biological process (GO): organelle fusion; endosome organization; vacuole organization
Cellular component (GO): endosome; HOPS complex
Molecular function (GO): protein-macromolecule adaptor activity
Source: RefSeq, a predicted model, not a curated record
GAAGUACAUUAAGAAAUUUUAAAUUUGUGAUCUAAAAUAUAAUGGAUUCAUUGCGUCGUGUACCUUUUUUUGAUUUACGUAGUGUAAAAAUAGAGGAUGAACUCAACAUUUUUACACAAAAAGAUCGAAACAACUCGAUAAAUCGUCAUCCCUUGCUAAAUUAUUUACCAGCGACGACAACACGCAAAUUUGUGACGGUGGUUAGUGGUACUAAUUGCCUCUGGUUAGGUAGGGAUGAUGGGAGCCUAGUUUGCAUGAAAAUGUCUGAAGCAUAUAACAAGGUUGAAGAUGCAUCCAAAGACGAUAACUUUAAUGAUUGUCAUUAUGUUGCUUCGGCAAUUCAAGAAUAUACGAUUUACAGUUACAUUUUAACACAUUUAUUUAUGUCCAAAGCAUGUAAUUAUAAUGAAUUAGAACAAAAUGCACGGCAUCCAGAUAUCUUAAGCUCUACACAAAACAAGCAGUUACAACAUGACGUUUUUUUUACUAUUGGGUGUGAUAAGAAAAAUGAGUGGACGUGCAAAAUUUUUUUUGCACAAAAAUUCGGAAAGUUUGCGAAAGAGUGUUGUACAGCUGUCAACGAGCAACCAAAGCCAGCUCGCACCAUAGUGUUAACGGAAGGUCAAAAUCGUUCCCGUCCCACGUGCAAGUCAUCCGAUGCAUUGGUUAUUGUGGCAGAUUUAAACGCCAAGGCCACCAAAUUCGUGGUUGGAUUCUCAAACGGUAGCAUUAUUUAUUAUACAAUUAAUUUAAAAAACUCCAAAAAUUCCAUUAGGGGACGUCGCUUACAACUUAAUGAAGAUUCAAGACAAGAUGGUAACGUGUGUCACUCGUCCCAAAGAAAUUCACCUCAAUUCGACACAUCAAGUGACUUUGUAAAAGGAACUUUAACAAAUUUAGUUUUCGGAUAUUCAACUGAAUAUAAAGAAGAAGUUUUAUUUAUAACUACAACAUCAACGGUGUCUUGUAUUAUAGUAUAUGAUGAUUUGAAAACAAAUGUUACAUUGCUUUUUACGGAAUCCAUUAAUGGUUGUUUACCACAGCAAACUGCACUAUUAAAGUCUUUAUCAAAUGAAGCAUACGAUCGUUUGUUUACUUCUCAGGAGAAUUGUUAUUUUAUGUAUACAGCGUGUCAGGGGAAUUUAUGUGCUUUACCUUUUGCUUCAACUCAAAUGUGUAAAGGCUUUAAAUCAUAUGUUGUUUCCGUUCACAAAGGAAGUAUACAGUUUAAAAAGAAAUUAGAUGAGGAUAUCAAUUCUCUAUGGGAUGAUUGUGGUUCGUCGAGCGUUGUAUCUCAUGUUCAACGACAUGAUCCUCCCUAUUCUUGUCUAUCCAUUCUUGUGGAUACUCCUACAUUGCGUUUUUUGUGUUAUACCAAUCGAUUUCAAGGUGUUGUUGGAAUCGUACCAUAUAAUGAGCAAAGUGUCUUAGUUAUUACGAAUGCACCUGAUUUAGAAGUCUUUGAAUUACGCGAAAAAACGUUUUAUGAACGAAUAAAUGCAUUGUUACAACUACGCUUAUUUGAUUGGGCUGUGAAAAUGUGUAUCCAUCAAAACGCACUAGAGGAGUAUGUAAUGGAAAUUCAUAUUCAACACGCAAACUAUAUGUUUGACAAAAAAUUUUACGAUAAAGCAGCAUACCUCUAUAGCAAAACAAUUGAUUAUUUAGAGUCUUCCUUCGUUAUCAGUAAAUUUUUAGAACAACAACAACUCUCAAGUCUUCUUAUUUACUUGAAGAUAUUAUAUAAAAGAAAGAAAUUUUCAAGGAAUCAUUUCACAUUAAUGUUUGAUUGUUUUUGUAUGUCUGGGGAUGAUGAUGGCUUUCUGAAAUUUUUAGAAGAGUGUGAAGAAACGUCGUCAGAUAACCAUGUUGAUUGGGAGGCUGCAGUUUUAGAAUGUCGAAUAUAUGGGAAGAAAAAUUUAGCAAAACAAAUAGCGAAGAAACGUAAUUUAACAAGGUGUCUAUUAUCAAUUUUGAUCUAUGACUUUGAUACUCCGGACGAAGCUUUACACGUUUUACAAUCUAUGGACCUACAAGAAGCUAGUGUCUUUUUAUUAGAUCCAUUUUUAGCACGACCGUUAUUAUGUUCAAAUGUGACACGCACUUGUGAAUUAAUUUACAAAAUCAUCACAGAAAAGAAACAAAACAUUUCAUCAUUUAUUUCUUUAUUUAUUAAAGUUGAAACAUCUGACAGUUUGGAUGAAGAAGAUAUGAUUUUAACAGAAUGCCGUGAAUCGAAAGCGUUGGAGAUAUCUAAACUUAAAGAAUGUGAAAAAAAGAACAAAGCUGUAACUCUCCAAACCCGCCAAAUUUUCGAUAUUGAAUUUCUAUGUCUUAUGUACUCUAUUCUAGAAAAUGUUAAAAAAGAUGUAGAUACAGCCCCGCAGGUUGAUUUCGGUAGUCUUAUUGUGUGUCUUCAAAUUUUAUUAUGUUAUCAAAGUAAAAUGGAAACAUUGCCAUUGAGUACACAAAAUUUUUGUUUGAAAUCAAAGGAAGAUGUCUUGAAUUGGCCCAUUCCUUGUUUAUUAUCAGAUCAUUUUAAAUCACUUCAAUCAUUGUUACCCGCUUUUUGUUUACUACAAGUAUUUCGACAUUAUGAAGGUUUGCUUUUUGUUUGCGAGCGUAUUGCGUCAUUUUGCCCUUCGUUAAGAACGCAAAACGUGACACAUUUAUGGUGUUAUGGUGCUUUACAAAUUCCACUUAUUCAAACGGUUGGAAACUCGGAUUUGUUUUUAAAUUUUGUGUCACGUUGUUGUGUAAAAGAUUCUAACUUUUUGAAAUUAGCCAUAAGGCAUUCUUGCAAUGAAGGUUCUAUAGGUCUAAUCAAAAAGUUAAUGAAUACAUUAUCAUUCCAAAUGAACCAAAAUAAUUUUAAGAAUUAUUUAUCACCUUUAUCUGUUUUCCGCUUACUACAACCUUCCAAUAGAAACGUUUCUCAGGAGGAUGUGAACAGUGUUAUUGAUCAACAAACGUAUCCCAUUAUCAGAUUCGGUGAUGUCAAGGCUUAUUUUAUUGAACAGGCUGCUAUUAUACGAAAUAGAACGGAUGUCUUAAGAAGGAAAAAUUGUACUGAUUUUUAUCAAUUGCAAUUACAACGUUUACAAUUGAGAGACAGUCAAAACAAGCUUUAUGGUUUCUCCGUGCACAACAAAACUUGUUCGUUAUGCCAUGAAACUAUACAAUUUCCAAUGAUACAAUUUCUUUGCUGCCAUCAGUAUCAUACUUCUUGUUUAGAGAGCAAUUCAAAAGGAAAGACCUGUCCGUUGUGCGAGCAAGGCCAUACACUAAAACUUAAAUUUUUAAAAGAAAAUGUGGACUAUCUUCAAAAUGAAGACUUUGAAAACCACUUACAUAAAGGAAACAAUCCCGGAACUGAUUAUAUUUGUGAAUUUUUAAAAAAUGGGUUUUUAAAUGCACUGUAUUAAUUCAAAAUUUUUUGAGACAAUAAAGAAUAGGGUCAUAAAUUAGAAACAUUACCAAACCGUUAUGUGUCGUACUCUCUUUUCGAACAAACAUACUGCAUGUGAUUAGCUGGAUUCUCAGAUGCAGAUAUUGUCGAGUUUAAUAAAUUGCAUCAACCAUGCUGGGAGAUCAAGUAAGAUGCCACCAACGAAUGACGUCACGGAGGGAGUCGAAAUAGAAACAUUAUGCAUGAAAUGUUAUCAAAAUGGAUUAACCAGGUUUCUAUUAACAUCCAUACCACGAUUUCGAGAUAUUCUUGUGAGUUCCUUCGAAUGUUCGCAUUGUGGACAUACGAAUCGUGAAGUUCAAAGCGGCUUAUCUUUAGCAGAAUCUGGUGGAUGUCGCUACGUUUUGAAAAUUAAAGAAACAAAGGAUUUAGAUCGACAAAUU